Lepus europaeus (European hare) is the source of this 528-nucleotide messenger RNA. It is a transcript of the gene IL17B, whose product is annotated as interleukin 17B. Gene Ontology annotation, cellular component: extracellular region. The coding region runs from base 1 to 528 and encodes 175 amino acids. Gene Ontology annotation, biological process: inflammatory response. NCBI's taxonomy places the organism in Eukaryota, Metazoa, Chordata, Mammalia, Lagomorpha, Leporidae. Gene Ontology annotation, molecular function: cytokine activity. The record is from RefSeq and is a predicted model, not a curated record. The transcript has 3 exons.
AUGGACUGGCCGCACAGCCUGGUGUUCCUUCUUACCAUCUCCAUCUUCCUGGGGCUGGGCCAGCCCAGGAACCCCAAAGGCAAGAGGAAGGGGCCCUGGCGGCCUGGGCCUCAGCAGGUGCCACAGGACCUGGUGUCGCGGGCAAAGCCGUUCGCCCGUAUGGAGGAGUACGAGAGGAACCUUGGGGAGAUGGUGGCCCAGCUGCGAAACAGCUCUGAGCCAGCCAAGAGGAAAUGUGAGGUCAACCUGCAGCUGUGGCUGUCCAACAAGAGGAGUCUAUCUCCCUGGGGCUACAGCAUCAACCACGACCCCAAUCGCAUUCCCGCAGACCUGCCGGAGGCCCAGUGCCUGUGUCUGGGCUGCGUGAACCCCUUCACCAUGCAGGAGGACCGCAGCAUGGUGAGUGUGCCCGUGUUCAGCCAGGUUCCCGUGCGCCGCCGCCUCUGCCCACCGCCGCCACGCACCGGGCCCUGCCGCCAGCGCGCUGUCAUGGAGACCAUCGCCGUGGGCUGCACCUGCAUCUUCUGA